This is a messenger RNA of Musa acuminata AAA Group (dessert banana), 1578 nucleotides long. Its product is annotated as probable polygalacturonase. NCBI's taxonomy places the organism in Eukaryota, Viridiplantae, Streptophyta, Magnoliopsida, Zingiberales, Musaceae. The record is from RefSeq and is a predicted model, not a curated record. Gene Ontology annotation, biological process: carbohydrate metabolic process. The transcript is spliced from 5 exons. Gene Ontology annotation, molecular function: polygalacturonase activity. Bases 1 to 1578 code for a protein of 525 amino acids.
AUGGAAGGCCUAGGUGAAGUUCUGCUCGAACUCCCUGGUGAGCUACAAGACCGAAGAUUGGCACAGUCGGUUGAACCACGCUCGUACCGAUCCCCUCAGGGUGGUCGAAAAUGCCCGGCACAUCAAUGCAUCGGAGGUGCCAUAGAGGGCCAUCUGAGCCCGAAAUGCGGAGACAUGCUCCGCGGGAUCGGAGCAACCGUCAUAUGUCUCCAAUACCGACAGCCUGAAGUUGAGGGGUACCGACUUGUCCUGCUGAGGAAUGCCUCAGGUGUCACGGCCGAGGGUCCCAUGGUGUUGAUGAUUUUAGUGCUGUGGACGGUGGUAACAGCGGCGUUCAUAGGGAUCGCUGAGGGCCAUCGCCACCACCGGCGGGCAGGUGGUGCGGCGGAGCUAGAAGCCUUCCACUACGCGACGGCGGGGGCAGGAGGAUGCCGGGCCCACGUGGCCAGCCUAACGGACUUCGGCGGGGUGGGCGACGGGGUGACCUCCAACACGGCGGCCUUUGCGGCGGCCGUGGCCAACCUCAGUAAGGUGGCGUACGAUGGCGGCGCGAUGCUAGUGGUGCCGGCCGGUCGGUGGCUCACCGGGCCCUUCAACCUCGCCGACCACUUCACCCUCUUCCUCGACCACGACGUCGUCAUCCUCGCCACUCAGGUCCGCCUCCCUCCUCCGCCCCCUUCCCCCACCUUCUCCUCCAUCUAUUUCGAUGUAGAGUGCAUGUUCAUAAUCGUUCACGGCAUGUUUGCCAUUACCAUCGCCUCUAUCAUUCACGUUGCCUUCAUCCUCGGUGGUGAUUAUGGCUACCACGUAAUCGUCUCAGGCAUCACAAUUCUUGCACCGGUCAACUCUCCCAACACUUAUGGGAUCGAUCCAGACUCAUCCUCCAAUGUCCGCAUUGAGGACUGCUACAUAGUCUCAGGCGAUGACUGCAUCGCCAUUAAAAGCGGUUGGGAUGAGUACGGGAUUGCAUUCAACAUGUCAAGCAAACACAUAGUGAUCAGACGGCUCACCUGCAUCUCCCCCACGAGCGCUGUCAUCGCCCUGGGAAGCGAGAUGUCGGGAGGAAUCCAAGAUGUCCGGGCCGAAGACAUCACGGCCAUCCACUCCGAAUCCGGCGUCAGGAUCAAGACGACCAUCGGAAGGGGAGCUUACGUGAAGGACAUAUUCGUGAGAAGAAUGAAUCUGCACACAAUGAAGUGGGUCUUCUGGAUGACGGGCACCUACGGGCAGCACCCGGACGACAAAUUUGAUCCGAAAGCCAUUCCGGUGGUGCAGAAUAUCAGUUACAGCAACGUGGUGGCCGAGAACGUGACCAUGGCCGCGAAGCUGGAGGGGAUUCCCGGCGCGCCCUUCACCGGAAUAUGCAUCUACAAUGUGACGGCGGAGGUGGUGAAGUCGAAGAAGCCGAUUUGGAACUGCACCGACGUGGAGGGCGUAUCGAGUCACGUGACGCCCACUCCCUGUGCGCAGAUUCCGGAAUAUCCAGAUCGUAUAACGCAUUGCCCCUUCCCUGAAGAUGAUCUACCUGUGAAUGGUGUUGGGCUAGAGGAGUGUGCUUAUCAGAGAGCCAAACCAUGA